AUGGAUAACCAAGAUAGAUUAUCCCCUUUGCCCGACGGUGUCCUGUUCAUCAUCGUCUCUUUUUUGCCGUUCAAGGAAGCGGUAAGAACUUCCGUGCUUUCAAGAAGAUGGCGUCGUAUUCCCGUGGGAACAAGAAACCUGGAGUUUGACGAGAGGGAUUUUGUUCCUGAAGCAGCGGAUUCUGAUCAGGGAGCCCGGCAAAACAAGAGAAGGGCUUUUCUUGAUUUUGUAGCUGGAUGGAUUGGAAACUAUCGGGAUUCUGAGGGUCCAGUUAAGUUUGGGUUGGCAUUCUCUCACCCCGAGGAUCAUCGUCUAGAGAUGGAGCAUUUCGUCGGUUUUGCUACUGAUCGUAGAGUUAAAGUUAUUGAUCUUGAUUUUUCUGAUCCAGAAUGGGAUGAAGACUUCAUUCAACGUCAUCAGGCCUUUCUUGAACUGCCCAACAUUGAUGAUCAACACAAACGUACUCUAGAAUCUUUGAGGCUGUUUUCUUGCAAUCCUCCACGAAUUUCGCAGGCAUCCCCGAAUUUCACUGCUCUGAAGAGUGUUCAUUUGGGAUGGAUUGGGCUGCCUUCUGCUUUUAUCAAGAACUUGAUGGAAAAGUGUCCUGCACUAGAGACUCUGAGUACGAAGAAUUGCUUUCAUGCUGGUUACUUCGAGGUUAUUGGCCCGAGGUUGAAGACCUUGGUCCUAGAGAAGUGCUCUGGAGCUGGACCUAACAUGAGGAUGCCAAACAUCCUGAUUAAUGCUCCGAAAUUGCGAGUCUUCAAGUAUUCUGGAGUGCUGACUACAUUUGAGUUUGAAAGGCUGGGAUCAAUGGAGGAGGCGGACCUUGAUUUUGGUCUCCACGGGGAAUAUGGUGAAUAUGGGGACAUUCUUUGUGCGCUCCUAGCUGAAAUUGCUUGUGUCAGGACACUGACCAUUUGCAGUUAUAUGCUUCAGUGCAAUGUGGAUUCAAAAAGCUUGUACAUUGGAGGCUAUCUAGUAGAGUAUAUGAGGCCACUCAACUUCUUCUGCCUUUUUUUCUUUUUGGGGCCGGGGGUGGUGGUGGUAAAGGUAAUUCCUACUGGGGAGGAGCCACUCAAGUUGCAGCCUGUUCUUGGGUGUGUGAACUGCCUGACGCUGAAGACAUCCUUGGACAGAAGGGAAUUCUACGGGAUCACUUUCUUUCUCAAUAGUUGUCCUAAUCUUGAGGUCCUCACAAUUGACCUUACUACUUCAAUCAGAAUUUUUCGGGAGUGCGACCCUCCAUUUGACAUUGAGCAUCAUGCAUUUUUGUAUGCUGGACGAUAUCAACCAAACUACACUUGCUUGAGGAGCAAGUUAAAAUCAGUUUAUGUGGAAGGGUUUAAAGGGGAGCCAAAUGAACUUUUGGUGCUGAGAUAUCUUCUCAAACAUGGUAGGGUUUUGGAUGAAGUGCACAUUCACCUUUCAAAGGAAAGAGGUCCUGGUGGUGGAAGCAUGGAAGAAACUUACUUCAACAAAAUUCGUAGCUUAAAGAAUUGCAAAGUAGCAUCCAAAGGACUCCGAAUAUUCUUACGUCGUAAAUAA
Coffea eugenioides is the source of this 1548-nucleotide messenger RNA. RefSeq names its product putative F-box protein At3g29830. The record is from RefSeq and is a predicted model, not a curated record. The coding region runs from base 1 to 1548 and encodes 515 amino acids. The transcript has 4 exons. NCBI's taxonomy places the organism in Eukaryota, Viridiplantae, Streptophyta, Magnoliopsida, Gentianales, Rubiaceae. Gene Ontology annotation, molecular function: protein binding.